UGAGCACUGUCUCCUCACAUGCUGAACGUCAGUACCAUUUUGUUUCUGAAGCAAAGACCAUGUCUGAAGCACAGAGAUACUGCAGAGAGAAACACACAGACCUGGCCACUGUAGACAGCAUGGAGGUUGUGAAGCUCCUGAACAACAUGGCAGGCCAAUACAACCAAUCAGCCUGGAUAGGACUGCACGAUGACCGGGACACCUGGAAGUGGUCGAUGUCAGACCCCAGCUUCUACGGACCGGGGGAGACGGAGUUCAGACCAUGGGAGCCUGGAGAACCAAGCAACGGCCACGAUGAACAAUGCACAUAUUUUGGUUCUGGUGGAAAAUGGGGUGAUUUUGAUUGUAAUUUCCCCCUCUGGUCGAUCUGCUUCGAUGCCACAGGGCCGGAUGCAACAUUUGUCCUCAUCAACAGCAGAAUGACAUGGACUGAGGCCCAGAGCUACUGCAGAGAACACCACACAGACCUGGCCAGUCUGAGAAACCAGGCGGAGAACCAGCAGAUUGUUGACCUGUCAAUUGUCACAGGGUAUAGGACCUGGAUCGGCCUUUACAGAGACUCCUGGAAGUGGUCCGAUGGAAGUAACUCCUCCUUCAAGUACUGGGCAGAUAAUGAACCUAAACUCAGUGCUUUAAAGGUUUGUGUGGCUGCAGCUUUCGACAACUCAGGAAAAUGGGAGGACUUGGACUGUGGAGUGGAGAAACCAUUCAUUUGCUACGGACCUGUGCCUGUUUCAAUGAAAGUGAUAAAGGUGAGGGUGGAGAAACCAAACGGUGUGGAUCUGAACGACCCUGCUUUUCUGGAUGCGAUGUUGGUGGAGGCGAAAAAGAACCUAAGGGCCCAGGGAUUGGACGACAACGUCCAACUGGCCUGGAGGAAGCAGCCGGAUGGAAAAGUCUUCCACAAGGAGGAGGAGAAGAAGAGGGAUGAGCUCUAAAGCUGAAUUGCUGUGUCGGCUUUUAUCAGAGAAAAGUGUAUUUCUUUCCUCAAAGUCCUCGUGUUACAGAAUACAGCUGCAACAAUGAUCUGAAUAAUCUAUCAGUAGUGAGAUAAGAUAAGAGCUGUAAUGUUUUCUCUUAUUAUAUAUGGUUUUGAAGUUAAUAUGUUUGGGGUUUUAACUGUUCAUGUAUCUGCUUGACCUGCGAAAAACAGGAUUUUCUUUCCUAUUUUGUGACAUUUUAUAUGUUUUUUUCAGAUAAAAUAUAAUAAGACAUUUUAAAAUAAUAUAAGAUUUAAUAGAGGGCAAUUCCAGGAAAUCUUAUUACCAAUUAACAUGAUGACCUCUAAUGCAUCUUUAAAGUCAUUUUCAUUAAACAAAAUGUAAUUCUUCA
Molecule: messenger RNA, 1332 nt
Organism: Trematomus bernacchii (emerald rockcod)
Lineage: Eukaryota; Metazoa; Chordata; Actinopteri; Perciformes; Nototheniidae
Product: secretory phospholipase A2 receptor-like
Exons: 5
Coding region: 60-938 (292 amino acids)
Source: RefSeq, a predicted model, not a curated record